Cucurbita moschata (crookneck pumpkin) is the source of this 931-nucleotide messenger RNA. RefSeq lists its product as uncharacterized. The transcript is spliced from 4 exons. Lineage: Eukaryota; Viridiplantae; Streptophyta; Magnoliopsida; Cucurbitales; Cucurbitaceae. The coding region runs from base 191 to 760 and encodes 189 amino acids. The record is from RefSeq and is a predicted model, not a curated record.
CAGUGUAAGCAUGGGACGAUAAAGAACACUAUAUAUAUAUGGGAACAUUUGACUUAUCUCUUCCGUCUGCCUUCGCCUGAAAUCCGGAGUGGAUCAGGGAACGGGAACGAAAGCGACUUUAUUGUUCUUUUGCUACUCUCGCUUCCUCAUUCGAUUCUACAGUUGACGGUAACAUUUAAUCCGAAGAACAAUGGCCGUGUCUGUCAAGGUGAUGUCUCUUAUUGUCGCUUGUUUGGGCGUGAUAUCCUUCCUAUUUGGAGUCGUUGCUGAGAACAAGAAGCCUGCAUCUGGAACUCCCAUCCCAGGCAAAGGCCUUGUUAUCUGUCAAUACCCGAGCGACCCAACUGUCGUCUUAGGAUAUCUUUCCGUUGCAUUUCUUCUUGCUUCUUCAAGUGCAGGAUACUUCUCUCUGUUCUAUCCUUACUAUGGAAAAUCCGUUCCUCGAGGUGCCUUGUUUAAGAACAGCAGUUUCUCUAUUUUCUUCAACAUUGCUCUGUUCACAACCGGAUUAGCUAUGACUUUGCUCGCCUGGCCUACGCUCACCGAGCAACUUCACUUGUCUCGCAACGUUCAUUACGAUCUCGAAACAGCAUGCCCAACUGCUAAGACAGGUCUUUUGGGUGGUGGUGCAUUUCUCUCCCUUGAUUCAUCCCUCUUUUGGUUGGUUGCCCUGAUGUUAGCUGGAAAUGCUCGAGAAGACUACUUUGAUGAAAUAGAAGAAAAUGGAACCAGUGCUCAAGCUCUUCAAACGAGCGCAUGAAACUUCUUUACUCGGUAAUAAUAAUAAUUCAGUCUCACUUUUUACUUGUCAUUAACUAUUAAAGCAAGGACUUGUAUGUGAAUACAGAUUCGUAUAGUUAGAACGUUUCUCGUAGUGUAUUUCAUAUUCAACUUAUAAUAUUGUGAGUUGUUAUUAUUAUUAUUAUUGACA